AUGCAGCAGCCACGACCACCAUUGGACCUCAAACUCGCAGGCACAGCGUCCUUUCUUCCAGCCCUUCUGGCUCACAUACGUGCUACACAUAAUUUAAAUAUCGCAAGCAGCCCCAACCCAGGUCUACAGCCACUACCACUCGACAAUGUCAUUUUCCAGUCGAUCCUGCUCUGCUUGAUUGGACAACAGAAGCACCUCGUUCUGCGAACGCCGGAGGAGGAUGUCGGCCUUGCAGUGAAGCUAGUGUUAUGGACGUUGUCGAACGUGUUCGACUUAGAGGUCCAUAAAGUCAAGGUCAAGCCCUCGUCUCGAGCACCCGCGUCUGGGAGGAACGGAAGACUUUCUUCAACAGCGAAGGCGGAGGCCCAGUUUCGGAACGAGGCAGGUGCAGCAGAAAGGUUUCUCAAGUCCCUGUUCGUCCCGUCCGUAUCCCCACGCCCCGAAGAGAAUGAGUAUACGCAACUAAAUCCAAGCGGUGGGCCAGAAGAAGAUAACCCCAGCACCUCUUUACCCACACCAAAGCCGCAGAGGCAUCACGAAUACACUCGGUCGCGAUCUUUCCCCCAGAAUCUCAAUCUUUCGGGGGCGGGCUCCACGUCCAUCACACCCUCAACUUCCACCUCAGCCUCUACGGGAUCCACGAUAAUCAGACCACGGCCCACUUACGCGUACAGACCCUCCUUACCACAUGCAUAUACCUACCCUGUGAACGCAACACCUAGCUCAGGGAGCUUCGACGCGGCCACUCCAACGACAGCGUCCACAGCCACCCCAAUAGGUCCGAUCCCGCCCGCGAUAGGACGACGGACGCCGACUCCACGUCUACCACAUGCAUACACGGAUCCUCUACCGCUUCCACACCCAUACACGCCGAAAUCGCGCCACGCGAAGACGAAGAGCAAAGGCAGCAGCCACAGUCGGCACAGGCACUCCAAAUCAAGAUCGCAGUCAAGUGUGUGGUACGACGCCGAGGAGGAGGGGGAAGGUGCAGGAGAAGGCGGAGUCGAUUGGAGAGCGGAAGAUAUGCACCUCCCCCAGGCGCUGGUAUUGAGUGGGCUGGAACACGCGAAUGAAGGGGCUCAGAGAGCCUUUGGGAGGGUAUUGAGCGAUAGGAAGGUCGUUUUACCAGUGCGGGGCGAGCAGGAGGAGAGAACGUGGGAGGUACCCAACGACUUCAUCGUCGUGUAUGUUUGCCCGUGGAACGCGAGACAGCGGCCAGCGGUGCACACGAGUUUGCUCGACAAAUUCGCAAUGUCUACCAAUGUUUUCAUUCCUCAAAACAUACGGCACGACUUCAGGCUCCUCCAAUUCUCCUCCUCGUCCUCGUUCCCACCAGGAUCCACCCCAGGCUAUCCUUUCCCGAAGGGCCUCGGUCAACCCCAUCACCACUCACAUCUGCAUACCCAUACUCACCACAAUGGUGGGCACUCGCACUCGAACCCCGGCAGUCCUUCUCCAGCACAUCCUGUGGCGCUACCGCCAACGCAUACGCCGCCUGUACGGACGACCGCCCUGCCCUCACACGGACACGGAUAUCCAUACGGUCAUUCGUCGACGUCCAGCGGCUCGUUCUCGCCCUCUGCCUCCCCGCCACUGCUCGGACACGCAAGCUGGCGGCCGGUGUCUGCGUCGGGGUAUGGUUCGUCCUCUGCAUAUGGGAACGGGUAUCCCAAUCUCAACGGCAGCGGAGGCUACGAGAGACAGUCGUAUGCAUACACCCAAUCUUAUACCCAUCCAUACCCCUCGCCAACCGAUCGCGACUCGCACACGAGUCCGUUCUUCUCUGCGCUACCAUCUCCAUCGGCGUUGGCGCCCGUGUCUCCUUCCUCUCCAGCCCAAACUGCGGUUCCGCCUGCCCCUCUCCUUCCACCUGGCCUACUGGCGAGUCUUCGUAUCCUUGCUACGGAUCACACGUACAUCUCGCCCUCGCUCAGCCUGUACCUCGCCGACCUAUUCUCCGCGACACGCCAUCAUCCUCGAUUGGACGGGAUGCUGCUCGGUGCGCGAGCCAUGAGAGACGCAGAGGUGCUCGUCCGAGCUGGGAAGGUCGUGGGUAUUGGGGGCGGCGAGGCUGCUACCGCCGUACAACUCGGCGUAGGAAAUCCUCCGGAUAUCAGCAAGAUGCGAACGAAGACAAAAGAGGCAGACUACAGCGACGAGGAGGACAAGGAGGAUUGUGAUGAGGAAGACGAGACUGGCGAGGGCGAUGGAGGGGCAUACGGCUACACGAGCACAGGCGAGUCGUCCAAGUCUGACGUGCACCAACUCAUCCACAAUGCGACGUACAACCCCGUCCCUUUGCGAUCUCCUCUCUCGCCUCGUUCGCCCUAUGUGCACCCAUCUACCGGACCAGGGCCCAACCGCUCCACUCUCGAGCCCGGCCCGGACGCCGCGCCAGCUUCGACUGUCCCCAACUUAAAUUCAUUCCCUAUUCUCGACGUCUCAGAAGUCGACAUCGCGCGCAUCGUGCCUCGCGUCGUGUCUCAUCGCGUGCGGGUGCGCGCUGGGCCGCGCGAUGAGGUGUUAAGUGGGGUUCUGUUCGGGGCUACGUUUGAUGGUGAGGGUAUAGAUGGGUGGGAGGUUGGGGGCGGAGAGAAAGGGAUGGAGGCGGGAGAUGCGGAUGCGGAUGCGGAUGCGGGAGAAGGGCAGGGACAGGGAGGGCAGGAGGAUAGAGAGACGGUCAAGAGUGUACUGGUACAAAUUCUUUCGGAGGUGUAG
Messenger RNA from Cyclocybe aegerita, 2718 nucleotides. The record is from the annotation of a GenBank genome assembly. Lineage: Eukaryota; Fungi; Basidiomycota; Agaricomycetes; Agaricales; Hemipholiotaceae.